This is a messenger RNA of Rhizoctonia solani, 960 nucleotides long. RefSeq names its product Retrotransposon-derived protein PEG10. The transcript has 5 exons. Bases 1 to 960 code for a protein of 319 amino acids. The record is from RefSeq and is a predicted model, not a curated record. Lineage: Eukaryota; Fungi; Basidiomycota; Agaricomycetes; Cantharellales; Ceratobasidiaceae.
AUGUUGAACUCAACAACUGUGACAGUCAAGGAGCACAGGGUUGCAGACCCAGUCAAAACCCAGGGCAAGCACAUCACACAGCUCCUUGCCUUAUGCAAAGAAACCAAUGACUUUGUGUCCAACAAGGAUCAAGCAAAGCCUGGACCAACAGCUGGGCCUACCACCCCUCCAAAUCAACAAGGGGUCCAAGCCAACACUCCAAGAAUGGUUAGGCCUGGCCUUGCAGACCCCUUCCAGCCCAUCAGAAGAUCCAGAACCUACAACUCAGACACAGAGGAUGAGCAGCCAAGAAGGAUCAAGAAGGAGCCUUGCACAAUGUCUAGGGGUUUAAUGUCCCUUACCCCAUUUGCCAAGGAGGGAUGGAAGGCCACACAAUGGCUAGACAGGAUGCUCCUCUGGGUGGCCCUACAUUGCCACCAAUUUGACAAGGAAGAGCAGAUGGUAAACAUCAUUAAGGGAAAAGGGUCUACCCUCAAGACCAUCCAAGCCCUGGGAGCUCAAUUUAAGGAAGCCUUUGCUAAUCCAGAUGCCAAGCAAGCUGCAGCAUCAGAAUUAGAUUGGAACAAGGAGGCAUAUAUUGCCCAGUUCACACAUGGCCUUCAUCAGAUAGUUAAGGAACUCCUAUCCACAAAAGACAACAUCCCCAAGGAACUGGAGACUGUUUUUGCUGUGGCAAUCAAAAUUGGUAACACAUGCUGUGAAAACAAAGAGAACUGCCCAAAAAAGGCUGAAACCCUGGGCACUUCAACCACUUCCACAUCCACUACUACCACUCAUCAGGUCCACCUAUUGGAGGACCCCAACUAUGUCACCCUGGAGGAAAGGGAUUGCCAAUGGGCAUCAGGCCUAUGUGUCAAAUGUGGUCAGAAGAGCCAUGGGAUCAAGCAAUGCCCUUACAGAUGGAAGGCCACCAUCAAGGAGACCACCAAGGUGGCUGAGGACAAGUUGGGAAAAGAAUAA